Molecule: messenger RNA, 3332 nt
Organism: Paramecium pentaurelia
Lineage: Eukaryota; Ciliophora; Oligohymenophorea; Peniculida; Parameciidae
Source: the annotation of a GenBank genome assembly
AUGGAAGAUUAAAAAUCAAUAAUGCUUUAAAAACUUCAGAGUAAUGCCAUUAAUAUUAGAAAUCUAAGUAUUAUUGCUCAUGUCGAUCAUGGUAUGAUUAUUGCUAUAAUAUUAUAGGAAAAACAACUUUAACAGAUUAAUUAAUUUCAGCAAACAAUAUAAUAUCAAAAAGGCUUGCAGGAAAUCUUAGGUAUAUGGAUAGCAGAGAAGAUGAAUAAAGAAGAGGUAUAACAAUGAAAUCAAGUUCAAUAUAAAUUAUUCAUAAUAAUCAUUUGAUCAACCUUAUUGAUACUCCAGGUCAUGUUGAAUUUUCUUCUGAAGUUCAAGCAGCAUUACGUUUAACUGAUGGUGCACUAGUGCUGGUAGAUGUUUUAGAAGGAUUUAGUUCUUAAACAUUUAAUGUUUUAAAAUAGAUGUAUGAAGAAGGAAUAAAAGGAGUUCUGGUUUUAAAUAAGGUUGACAGAUUAAUAUUAGAAAAAUAAAUGGAUCCUGACCAAGCAUUUAUUUAUAUGUCUCAAAUUAUCGAAUAGGUGAAUGCAGCUUUAAGUUCAUUUUUAAAUGAAUAAAUUCAUCAGGUGGAAGAAUAAAAAGAAUUUUCCUUAGAUGAUGAGACCAUUAAGAAUUUAGAAACAAAUCUUUAUUUUUGCCCGACUAAAGACAAUGUUGUUUUUUGUAGUAGUAUUGAUGCCUGGGCUUUUACAGUUGGGACAUUUUCUGCAAUUUUCGCAAAAAAACUCAAAUGCAAUUAGUAAGCCUUAUAAAAAUUUUUAUGGGGAAAUUAUUAUUUUUAAAAUAAAAAAGUUUCUACAAAUCCAAUUAAAGAGGGAUAAUCCGUUUUGUUUGUUGAUUUCAUUUUAAAAAACAUUUGGAACAUCUACAAUUAUAAAGAUAAUAUUUAAAAAAUAUAAUCCAUAGCUACUCAAUUAUAAUUAAAUGGAUAAAUUGCAAAUUAUAAGUAACUAAUGUCUAAAUGGUUACCAUUCGAUUUAUGUUUAUUUGAUAGAAUAAUAAAAGAAUUGCCAAAUCCAAUAGAAGCAUAAAGGGCUAGAAAAGAUAUCAUAUGUAAAAGAAUAAACAGGCAAAUCACAAAGAAUUAUGAUGCUAGGUAUGAUGAAUUAUAUUAAUCAAUACAAAAUUGUGACCCUAAUGGACCUUUAGUUGUUUUUGUAGCAAAAAUGAUUAGUGUUCCUCCAGAGUGCAUAGAUGAAAAAUAACUUAACCCAAAACCAUAAGGAAUCCUAUCUUAUGCUUUUGCUAGAGUGUUUUCAGGAACUCUUCAUUUAAAUUAACCAGUUUUUGUAAUAGGUCCUAAAUCAAAAAUUAUUAAUAAUGUAAAUCAAGUUGAUUAAACAGAUAUUUAAUAAUUUGAGAUUAAAAGAAUUUAUCACAUGAUGGCACAAUAUUUAGAAGCAAUUAAAAUGAUGCCUGCUGGUAAUUUAGUAGCAAUUGGAGGUUUAGAUGAAUUAAUCUUUAAAACCUCUACAAUAUCUUCUGUCAACUAUUGCCCAUCAUUUGCUCCUACUUUUGUGAAAUUUAAAUCAAUUGUUAAAACUAUGAUAAUGCCUACUUAAUAGGAAGAUUAACCAAAAGUUCUGUAAGCCAUCAAGAAAUUAUAUAAAUGCGACCCAUCAUUAGAUGUUUAAGCUUUAGAUUCUGGAGAAAUUGUAUUAGGAACUUGUGGGGAAGUUCAUCUAUAAAGAUGUAUCACAGAUAUUGAAAAAUUAUCAGAAUGCAAAGUCAAAAUAUCAGAACCAAUAGUACCUUUCAAAGAAACAAUAAUCUAUAAAAAUAUGUUAGAAGAAAGCAAUGAGAAAUUUCAUAAAAAAAAAGCUAAAGUUUUAGUUCAAGGUGAAUAGAAACAAAAAAAAUAAUAGUAAUUUGAAUAAAAAUCAAAAGAUGAUGAUAUAGAUGUUGAAAAAUAGAAAUACUUUAAAUAAAAGUUAUAGGAGGGUGAAGACACAGAAAUUAUCAAAGACACGAAUAUUUUAGAGCAUGAGGAUAUAAGGUACAAUUAAUUAUUGAAGGAAGAAGUUAAAUUCAAGUAUGACCAAAAACAAUAAGUUAAAAAAAUGGAUCAUAAAAAUAAAGGAAAAUAAACAGUCAAAAAUUUAUUAGUAGAAGUAUAGAAUAAAAGUAAUCUUGUGGAAGAGUUAACAGCAAAUCAGAAAAUUGCUGUUAAAGUUAGAGCUAUUGGUUUACCAUUUGAAUUAACUACAUGGAUAGAAAAUAACUAAAAGUAAAUGAGAAAACUCUUAUAUGAGAAUAAAGGAGAUCCGAAAAUAUUUUUAGAAGAGUUUGAUCUCAUUCGUAAAACACUUAAGAUAGAUAAAAAAUUGAAUGAACUCAUAGAAAAUCAUUUACAAUGUUUUGGUCCAAAAAAAUUUGGUCCAAAUUUGUUAAUUAACAAAAUGAUUAAAUCAGAGGAUUCUUUAAUUUAAAAAUUGAAAUAACAAACUUUAAAUUAAAAUCAAUUUCCUUUGAUAUAAUAAUAAUAAAUUAUCUAAUUAGACUUUUAAUAGGAAGUUGAAGAAUAAAAUUAAAUUUCAUAAAUUGAGAAUAAAGUGGAAUCAACCAAAGAUAGCAAAUCUUAGUUAAGCGAUACAACUGGGUCAAUAGCAAAAGGCUUAGAAUUAUAUUUAAGUUAAUAAGAUUUAUCAUAGGAUGCAAUGAAUAAUGCAAUUAAUUUAGGAUUUGAUUUAGCCUUAAAUGCUGGACCUUUAUGUGCAGAGCCUAUUAUAGGAGCUUGCUUUAUCAUUGAAUAAUUAAAAUUUUCUGAAGAGGAGUAAUAAUCGUAAUAAGAUACUUAUGGGCCUAUCAGUGGUUAACUGAUAUCAGCAAUGAAAGAUGCUUGCAUAAAUUCAUUUUUAGGAGCCCAACCAAGAUUAGUAGAAUCAGUUUAUAAGUGUACACUUUAAACAGAUUUUAUGAAUUAUGGCAAAAGUAUUGAUGUUUUAAAUUAACGGAGAGGUAAUGUUUUAAAUGAAGUUCUAAAUUCUUGCACUUCAUUAUUCACAGUUUAAGCUAGGUUACCUCUAAGUAGCUCUUUUGAUUUUUAUUGUCAGAUAUAAUCAGCCACAUCUGGGCAUGUUUCUGCCCAAUUAGAUUUUGAUGGAUGGUCAAUUAUUUAAGAAGAUCCAUUUUAUUAACCAUACACAGAUGAUGUAAUUAAUUAUCUCAUAUUUAGGAUAUUGAAGAAAAUGGAAUUUAGAAAGUUGAAAGAAAUAUAGCGCGUGAUCUAAUAAUGGCAACUCGCAAAAGGAAAGGAAUGAAUUUUGAAGAAAAAAUAAUAGUAGCUGCUGAUAAACAAAGAAAUCUAUCAAGGAAAAAGUGAU